CAGAGGGAGGGAUACAGGAGGCUGAUAAAGAAACGCAGUGAGAGCAGCAGAUAGUGCACGACCACAAACGGAGAUAAAGCGCUGGAUAUAAAUGCUCAGUCUACAAGCUCUGGAAUAAUAACUGCACCAAGUGACAGAAGGAUACAGAAAUAGGUGGGGGAAGAUUUACAGAGAAGAUGGAUGUACAGACAGAAAACACGGACCCCCCGCCUAAUGAAUCGCAGCCGUCUGGAAAAAUCAGAAAAGGAUUCAAACUGUUUGGAAAACGUAAACCAGGUAGCAUUUUUUCCAUCAGAAACAAAGGAGACGGACACAACAAGUCACCUGUUAUCAGGAGUAAAACCUCAGAGGGACUAUAUGAGGCUCCCGCUCAAGGUUCAGAGCAGGAGCAAGAGAAGGAAAAUGGAAAAGACGUGAAACCAGAAGAUGGGGAGCAACCAGAGGAGGAGGCGCUCGGUGAGGAUGGCGUUCUGGCUACUGCCCCUGCUCGCACCUCCAUCUCUUCAGCCAGCUCGGCCAAGUCCCUGGGUUUCCUCUCGCUGCUGAGGGGUGGGAAAAGAGGAGUGGGGGACCGAAGAGUGCACACAGUGUCGCAGCCUGUGGCUCGGCAACGUCGUGGCCUGAAGGGCCUCUUCAGCAAUGUUAAGCUCCGGUCGAAGGAUAAGGAGGACAAAGAGGAAGCCCCUCCGAGCCCACUUCUCCAGUCAUCUCGCACUAACAGCGUGGAAAUCAUAAAAGAGGACAUGACACUCACACCUAAAUGCCAGCCUCGUGCUCUGGAGAGCCCUGAAACCGAGAGCACAGGACCUGUCCAGAGCUCAGCAACUCCAAACAGUUCAGCCAUGACCCCGUCAAAGACCUCGGCUACCCAGGCGACAUCUGCCGAGAACGUGAGUACGACAUACGAGCACGUGUCCCCAUUGCUUACCCCCGAACCUCCACUGCUACCUGGUGACAACAGCCUGAGCUCACUGCUGGCAGAUAUCUCCUCUCUCCUGACCUUUGACUCAAUCUCAGGGGGUGGAGACAUCAUGGCUGAUGUGGAAGCAGAGUGGGGUAAAGUUAGCAGUGCCAUCAGUGCUGACAUCCCUCCAACAUCUACAUCUCCUUUCUUCAAAUCUACCCUCUCCUCCUCUCCUACUACCUCCUCAACAGUCAGCAGUGCGGCUACUGUAAAAGCCUCCUCCGCAGUCGUCUCUUCUUCAUCUUUGAGCUCUCACUCGGUCGAAUUGAGUUCUGACUGUACUCCUGCCAGCGCGCAAGGUAAACAAUCUCCUGCUCCCACUUCAACAAAAUCCUCAACUGUUCCCUCAACAUCCGUGACAUCUUCCGCUUCCGGGACGAUUCAGUCCACAAUGAGCUCCAUCUCUACCACAACCGCACCUCCUCCAUAUGCAUCGGCCCCUGUGGGCAAAGCUUCUUCAUUCAGUCCAAGUUUGACCAGUACAGCUGAUAAACAGGCUCCAGAGUUUAUGCGGGCUCCUCAAAAUUCUGCAUCUGUAAGUAAACUUGAUUGUGUGUCUGUAUCACCUAAACCUGUCCCAGUACCUCACAGUCCUCCCAUCUCUGUCACCCAACCUCCCUCCAGUAGUAGUUUUAAUGAGGACAAGUCCACUUUUUUCAAACCCUCUCAAACUUCAGUGGUGGGAACAUCCAUUGUCUCCCUCUCAUCAUCGGCAACCUGUACGAUUGCAACUACAUCCUCAUCUUCUGCACCAAUCCUUUCCUCAAAGAUCACAUCCGCCUCUACAUUAGCCACAACUUCUGGCUCGACAUCCAAGUCCACCCUGACCCCUAACCAUCUGGACCUUAAUAAAACAGUUUCUGAUCCUGGCCCUUAUUCAACCUUCACCGCUACAAUUAAAACCCAACCCAGCUCUGCGUCUGUCCCAGCUCCAUCUUCAGCUUCAUUAGGCAAAAUUCCUCCCACAACCAAAGCCUCCAUAACAUCAGUUUCUUUAGAUAAGAUGCUCCCAGCUCAGCCUGCAACAGCAGCUGCUCCCACUCAUGUUGCUUCAUUAUCAUCACUGACUCCAUCUGCUGUGGAUCAGAUGAAAGUUUCUCCUGCUGUUACAUCAAUUCCUGUGUCAAAAGAACUUUCUGCUCCAACUCACAUUGAAACUUCUCAGCCUAAAGUUUGCUCUGCUCCUCCUAAAGUCCCAGUUUCUGUAUCUAAGGAUCCAUCUGGUCUAGCUAAACCGCAGGACUCUUUAGUUAAAGUUCCUGCUGCGAGCCCAGUUUCUGUAUCUAAAGAUCUGUCUGCUCAUGUGAAUAUGCAGGAGUCUUUGUCUAAAGUUGCUACGUCCUCUGAUGAAAUCCCAGUUUUUGUAUCUAAAACUCCUCCUGCACCUGCCACGUCCAAAUUUUCUGGAUCUCAAACCCCUGUGGUAUUAUCUGUAAACGCCCCCCAUCCUCAAUCUUUCCCUGUUUCUCCACCGACAGCCACACCCGCCCCUGUUUCCCAGCCUAAAACUCCUGAGCUCAAACUUGCUUCUUGUCCUCCUCCCCCUGUGUUGUGUCAGAUAGAUACGCCAUCCUCUGCUAAGGUUAGGGGUUCUCUGCAGGCAUCGACAGACAGUCUGGACGGAGCAGGGGGACAGAGGAGCCAAGGUGUGCCGUCAAAAACAAAAGAACAACACCACGAGCUUCCCCCCAAAGAGAAGAAGACACCACAGUCAAAAGCAAUGGGUCUCAGCAAAAUACCUGUGGUUGGUGGAGGAAAAGUCAGCAGGCAGCCUGUGCGGGAAAACCAGCAUGACGAACCAAGCAAGGACCUCACUUCUCCUGUGCUAGAAGAGAAACCCUAUUUCAACUCACAUAAUGCAGGGGGAAAAGAUAAAAUCAGCUCACCGGAGGCAAUUGGACUAAUCUCAAAACAGCUCCAGGAGGAGCAUCAGGAGCCUCAACAAGCAAAGGUUCCUACAAGUUCAGCGCGUGACUCAAAAAUCCCUCUGAAGCAUGGCAGCGGGUCUCACACUGCAUCACAGGUCUCUCAGGCCAAAGAGCCCCCUCGUACAAAGAUCCCUGUGUCCAAGGUGCCCGUCCGCAGGGCAGGUAAUAAACCUGCCACUAUAGGAAGUGGAAGGAAUAAAUAAAUACACCGGACGGAAACGAUUAAUAAUGUAAAUCAUGACUUUUAACCCGCAUUUCAAUACUGUAACUCUUUCUUUACUUUAACACACCAAGAAGAAUCAAAGAAAUGGGUCAGACAGCAGUCAAGCACAAACAAUCAUCUCCAUGGGGAGCUGGAGCAACAAUCUGGAUCUUUGGUGCUGAGCUGGUCGGACACUCGCUCAAUGGUCACACCUGAACACCUGGCUGAGGAACAGCCAGAGGAAAGGACAUCUGGGGGUCACAGACACACAAACAGGGCAGGUGCCUUCUCAAAGGUGCUUUUCCUACAGACUCAGAUUUUCUUCAGUCUUUUCUACACUGCUUUUAACUUUUGUUACUCCCACUUUUUGUAGGAACCUUCUGUACGUUUAUUGUUUUUGACUCUCCUUCCAGCUACCAGCCCCUUCUACUUUUUUUUUCUUUUUUUUUAAUUACUUUUCGUUAGAUCAGCAUAAAAUGAUUGCAACAACGAAACUCACAUUCCACAUCUCUUUACAGAUUGAUGUAGCAAAACAUGUGCCAUUAUUUUUGCACAAGACAUUGGACUGUACAGCCCUGCUUGCUCAUUUGUAACAUUAUAAGAUCUUACUGGGAACUGAUGUUGUGGUCGUGAGCGGAAAUCGCUCUUUCCAGAGAAACGGACAUUAUGAGGCCAUUAUGAAUGGCGACGUGGACGUUUGAGACAGAGGGAGUGGUGAGAUGAGAUCUCCAGCUCAUACAUUGGCACAUGUCCGCUUUAAACUCAGUUAUUCUCAGAUGAGAACAAUAUCUCUGUGUAGAGAAGCAUCUGUGUUGUUCUGUUUUUAUUUAAUCAAUAAAACAAUAUGAGUGAUC
Molecule: messenger RNA, 3948 nt
Organism: Gambusia affinis (western mosquitofish)
Lineage: Eukaryota; Metazoa; Chordata; Actinopteri; Cyprinodontiformes; Poeciliidae
Product: flocculation protein FLO11
Exons: 1
Coding region: 177-3095 (972 amino acids)
Biological process (GO): regulation of canonical Wnt signaling pathway
Cellular component (GO): plasma membrane
Molecular function (GO): beta-catenin binding; phosphatidylinositol-4,5-bisphosphate binding
Source: RefSeq, a predicted model, not a curated record